UUUCCUUCCGUCUCUCAUUUGAUCUCCUUCAUGUUCCCCAUCUGUCCACCAUCUCCAUCAAAAUCGCACAAAAUUAUUUCUCAAGAAACUAGAAGCAACCACAAUCGCGGAUCUUGAAAUGGUGAAGAGAAUCCAAAACCCUCUCCCUCCAAGGCACUUAUUCCUCUUCCGAGACUCUCUCCGAGGCAGCAUCCAUUCUAUCGUCUUCCUCUUCCAAAUGGUGAGACCAGAUCUGGUCGCACCUUCUUCGCCACAACUUCCCAUUAUUCUUCGCCGAGACAGAGGGCAGGGGAGGGGAUUCUUUGCCCUGACUAUGGCUUUCAAAGGUGGACGAGAUAAGGGGAGGCACACACCAAAGUUUAAGUCACGGCAAAACCGUCGUCAGUGAUAGCGAGAUCCGUCACCCAUAGCCGAAUCUAAUCUUCUCUGUGUCGAAACUAAUGAGAAUUGCUCCAAGGAAUCCACGCCGACCACCAUCACCUGCACGAACCCCACCUAUCCGCCUUUAGCAGGAGAGCAACAACAAUCUCAGUCCAACCAUGGGCGGAUUCAUUGGGAGUUUGUUGAAUGGCUUCAAUCCUUCGCAUUCAGCAGCUCGUUUGGCCGAAAAUGAGGGGUCGGGACUGCAAAGAAUUAAAUUACCACAACUACUGAGUUCUUAUACGCCCAUGUGUUCGAAACUGGUGGGAGAUAGCAUCAAGUGCUAGGGCUAGAAGUAUGGGGAGUGAGGAGAAGAAGUCUGCUGCGAAGAAGAGGUUGAAGGCGGUCGAGUUUGUGGUGGAUUCUGAUGAUGAUGAGUCAAUUGGGAGUUUAAUUGGGAGUUUGUUGAAGACCCACGAAGCAAUGGGCCGCACCAACCGCGUGGACCACCCAGGCCUGCCCCCCGCCGUCGGAUCCGAGGGUGGAGUAGAGCCCUAUGUGGCCUUGAGGACCAAGGAGUAGAUGUUGAACGUGUAGGACACUCCGGCGAUGCAUUGGAUCCAUAUCCCGACCACCGUCACCGCCCAUUUCGUUCUCAGGAUCUCCAUUUUCGAUCCCCAAUUUUCAGUUUCGCUUGCAGAAGGGUAAACCAGUUUCCGGCAGGAGAUAAGGGGAAUGUGAGAUGGGGAAGGAAAAAAACCAUUAAUUAAUUUUAAUUUUUUAUUUCAUUAAUUAAUUUAUGAUGUGUAAUAAUUAAUUAAAAUAAAAUAAUGAUGUGUCACUUUUAGCUUAUUUGGCGCUGACGUGUCUGCUGAGUUGGCAUCUAAUCAGCAAACCGUCAAAUAAGUUGACGGUGUUAAUAACACCGUUAAAGUAUCUAACGGAAAUGGCUAGAUUUGUCCAACAUAACUUAAAAGCUGGCUAUAAGUGGUAUUUCUACAAAUUUGGCUAUUAUUGACACAAACGCGAAAGUUUUAGUUAUACAAGUGGAUUUUACAAAAAAAAAAAAACGACAAACAUUACAAAAUAACAAAGCGUACAAACAUUGCAAAAUAAACCGACAAACAGUAUAAAGCAUACUAACCGUACAAAAUAUCACUAAAAAUGACAAACAAUACAAAUCGAAUCUAUACAAACAUUGCAAAAUGGGUCAGCAAACAUCACAAAUCCAAUAUUGUCGUGGGGAAAUUUCCUCCGGGUGCCGAAACUCUCUCUCUCUCUCCCUCCCCCUCUCUCCCUCCCUCCCUCCCUCCCUCCCAAUAAUUCCCAUCCCUUGCCAAAUAAUUCCCAUCAACUCACAGGGAACUAAAGUGGUUUGGGGAAACGUCCCAGUGGUUUGGGAAACAAAACGUCCCGGGAAAUUAAAGCGCCGAGGAAGAAUAAUCUCCCAGGCAAAGCUCCGGUUGCAACGACAAUGCCGGUGAAAAGCGACGGGGGAGUUUCCUGAAAAGCGUCGGGGUAGAUGACGUCGACGCCAGCAAAUCCGUCUGCUUUUAUUUUUUAAUUAGUUGAAAUAAUUAAAUUAUAUAAUUACUACAAUGCCCUUUAUUAAAUUGGAUUAAUAGGAGCCCUAGAUUUUAAUGAGGUUGAGUGGUUGAGAUUCACUUAGCCAUGUGACAAAGGGGACCCUCCUUAGUCACCUGAUCUCAGCUCUAAAACAAGGCAAAGUUGAGCAUAACAAGCCUUAUGUUCUCUUAAUUAUACUUAAUGCUGAUGCUGGAUGCAUGAUUAAUAUCCACUCGGAAUCGACAAUUUGACGUAACAGUGAAGAAGUGCUUGUUGUUGCUGCUGGCCUUGCCUAGCUGGCAACUAAAUUGCUUUUACCAAAGAAAAAGAAGGUAGCAAGGUUGUCAAGCCGCGGGGUGAUCUGGACUCGGUCGACCUAGUGGGUCAAGGGUUGAUGGGUUAUCUGUUUUAGCCUGGUAUAGUCCAGAAAUAUGGAAAGAGUCAUUAUAUUGAACUUAUUCUGAUAAAUUAUAUCAAAUCUCAUCUAACAUAUGAGUUAUAACAUAUAAUAUUCCACGAAAAUAACAUGUCGUACUUAGAUCUAACAUAUAGUGAAAAUUCACACACACUUAUAUAACAUAAAUAUUCAAAUGUUCAACUUAGAAUUCCAAAGAUUGAGUUCGGUGGAAAAAAAAUCGCAAAAUAGACGCAUUCGCAUACCAAAUUAAAAAAUGACACAAUUUGAUCUCCAACCGGUACUUUAUAGCGGUCAACCCGACGACUACGUGCAGUUCGUUUUUCUCACCCGCGGAGGAUCAAGUGGGUCAAAGGAAGUAAAGAAAGAAAAGAAAGCUCACAUGCCUCGAAGACCUUACAAAGAAAGCAACGGCGAAUACUUGUUUCUCUUGUCCCUCCCAAGUUUCCUUGUUUACCAUCUUUUUUUCAAUCCACCUCCAAGCACUACUCCCCAAUACAACCAAAUAAGAAAAGAACACUAAAAACAAUAACAUGAUAGAGAAGACAUGAGUUAGUAUCUAUGAAGACAAAACAAAAAGGCAGUGUUUGGCUUUCUUAUCCAUUCAUUCCCACCCUAAACUUCUAUCACCCCUACCCCUACGUACGAGUGGUGGAAGUGAGUGAGAUGCUAAUCAUAUGACUUGGCCAUUAUUAAUUAUUACUGCUUAUUCUAAUUCGUCAUUCUAUUUGAACCGCCGAUAAUGAAAUUAAAUGGGGCAACCUAAUUAAUCAGUAGUUAAUGUUGGAAAUUUGGUUGAACCGGACUAAUCAAGUCAAACUGGUUUUGGGUUGGACCGACCAACCAGUUUGGGAUUAGACCGACCGAACCAAUAUUCUAAUUUCGUGAAGGGACACAUCCCUUUGGUCUAGUGGCGGUUGCAUUAUUUUAUGGAUAAGGAUAACCUUAUGGAUAGAGGCAACCCUUCAUAUGGAUAAGGAUAACCUUUCAUAUGGAUAGAAGCAACCUUUCAUAUGGAUAAAGGCAACCUUUCGUAUGGAUAAAGGCAACCUUUCAUGAAACAAUGCAUGGAUUCGGCCCCUAUAAAUAUAUGGGUGGGGUGGAUGGUGCCACAGACCAUCAAACAGAUUCUUCUUCUUUCUUCCAAAAAUUUCUAAGUAUGCUUUAGAGUUCUUGAGCCUAGAACCUAAAGUGGUGAUAGUUUUAUCCUCGGGAGAAAUUUCCUGUAACCCUAGGCUUGUUGAGGGUGGAAAUAUUCUUUUCGGAAAGUGAACGUUGUUCACGACUCUAUCACAAUCCUCGUCACCCGGUCUCGGCCUAUCGUACGUAUACCCUCGUCCCUAAAAGUCCCAACAAUCGAAAAGAAUAAUUUCUGGCACGAUGGCUCGAACCGCUCUUUACAAGAAACCGGUUCCGGUCUAUGGAAUCAUGAGAAAUUUCGAUGAUGGGUAUUUCAUCGAUGGAAGUAGAAGAUGGUUUUUCUUCGUACUAGUCGCAUGGUGUAUUCCAUAUCAGGAAGGUAACUUGGAAGAGGGAUGAUUCGAAGAUGAGGAAGGAGAAUGAUUCAUAAAUUGGAGAAAUAGAAGAAUGAAAAUUGCCUUUGGGUAGGUCACAUACUCAAUGGUUAUUUGUCUAAUUCUCUAUUCGACGUUUACGAAGUGCUAGAUAAAUAUGGAUUUGUCUAGUGAUUUGAUGGUGUGGUUUUGUCUAAGGGUUUAUUUUAAACCAAGAAGACAAAAUUGUAUAUACAAUGUUUGAUGAUUCUGGUAAUAGAGUCGUUGUGUUUGUAUGUCGAUGACAUAUUUAUCUUUGGGACCAAUCAAAGAUAAAUGAUUUUGUCUAGUGGUUUAUGUUAUUUUAAACCAAAGAGACAAAAUGUUUACACAAUUUUGAUGAUUCUGGUAAUGAAGUCAUCAUACAUUUGUAUGUAUAAGAUAUGCUUAUCUUUGGAACCAAUAAAAGAUAAGUGAACUUUGAUAAAAAAAAUUGUUAUUUCAAUUCUCCAUGUAGGACAUGGGUAGGAAAAUGUGAUUCUGUGUAUUGAAUCAAGCGGAACGACAAAGAAGAGUCCUUCUCUCAAUUUUUCUGCAUGAGAAGGUACUUGCAUAAAUUCCUUAGUAGGAACUGAAGUGAGUUAAAGACCCCAAUGGAUCCUAGUAUGAAACUUAUGGUUAAUACUGGAAAUAAGUUUUACAACUGGAGUAUUCCAUGUCAAAUUGGGGGCUCGAUGUAUGCAUGAUUUACAUGAUGCUAGAUAUCUCAUAUGCGAUAGAACAAUUAAGUUGGUACGUGAUGAAUCCUAGCUCUCAUCAUUUGAAAUGAAAUGAGGCGUGUACUAGGAUAUGUCAAAGACACACUGUCUUAACUUAUAGUGGCUUUCCAUCAAUUUUGGAAGGAUUUGUUGAUGUUAGUUGGAUUUCUCAUGUUAAAGGUGAUACUUCAACAUUGAGAUGAGUCCUCUUGCUUGGGAGAGGUACCAUAUUUUGGGCCUCUAGAAAGCAAACUUGCAUCACUAAUUUCACUAUGGAAUCAAAGUUUGUGUGGUCUUGAUUUCUCUUAGAGAAGAGACAUAAUUGUUGAGAGGUUUGGUUUAUGACAUAUAUUUAUGGCCUAAACCAAUCUCACAUAUUACUAUCUUUUGUGAUAGUAAUGCUAAUUUGGCUAAGGCAUAUAGUCAAGUGAAAAUGACAAGUACGGUCAUGUGGGAGUAAGGCACGGUAAAAGCUGUGAACUGAUCAUUCAUAGUGUUGUGUCUAGACAGUAUGACCAAACUCAAAAUAAUUUGGUUGAUCAUUUGACGAAGUGGUUAACUAGUGACUUGGUGAUCAAGUCUGUAAAAGGUAUGGGUUAAAGUCCAUAUAAUUUCUGGUAAUGGGACACCCAAUUCCCCUCUAAUACAACGUUAGAGGCUAAAUUCAAUGUGGAAAGCUUAUUAUCAGAAAUUGAAGCACACAAUUUGUCAUCCCGAGGUAUGUGCUUGUUACCCUGCAUGAGAGAGGAGGAUGAAGUUUAAAACUUCUUAAUUGAAUUUUUGAAAAAGUGUAUUAUGCGGGUACACGAAUAAGAGAUUCAACCUACGUAAGCAUGAAGUGUAGCCGCUUCAAGAAACCCGGACUUUGGUUUCGUGUGCGCUUAUGAGAAGGAUUGGACACAUGGCGGAUAAUAGUGUCAAGGCACUUAGAAGUUUUGAAAACUUAAGUGUAUAUUAUCUUCGAAUAUUCAUAUGAGUCAAUGGGUUCAAUCGUUACCGACACCCUUUGUAUUCGAGUAUUCGUCAAGUGUAAUAUACUAAGGUGAAAAUUCAAUCGUCACGGCAUUUUCAUUUAGGCUUAAGUUUUGUUGGAAGAAUGUUGUGAUUUUAGUGAAUUACAAGAAUACACUAAAAUGGGGGAGGAAUGUUGGAAAUUUGGUUGAACCGGACUAACCAAGUCAAACUGGUUUUGGGUUGGACCGACCAACCGGUUUGGGAUUAGACCGACCGAACCGAUAUUCUAAUUUCGUGAAGGGACACAUCCCUUUGGCCUAGUGGCGGUUGCAUUAUUUUAUGGAUAAGGAUAACCUUAUGGAUAGAGGCAACCCUUCAUAUGGAUAAGGAUAACCUUUCAUAUGGAUAGAAGCAACCUUUCAUAUGGAUAAAGGCAAUCUUUCAUGAAACAAUGCAUGGAUUCGGCCCCUAUAAAUAUAUGGGUGGGGUGGAUGGUGCCACAGACCAUCAAACAGAUUCUUCUUCUUUCUUCCAAAAAUUUCUAAGUAUGAUUUAGAGUUCUUGAGCCUAGAACCUAAAGUGGUGAUAGUUUUAUCAUCCGGAGAAAUUUCCUGUAACCCUAGGCUUGUUGAGGGUGGAAAUAUUCUUUUCGGAAAGUGAACGUUGUUCACGACUCUAUCACAAUCCUGGUCACCCGGUCUCGGGCUAUCGUACGUAUACCCUCGUCCCUAAAAGUCCCAACAGUUAAUCACUUGUUUAUAUAAUUAGUUUAUUAAUUCUUGCUGCUACUGCGGGCUGACAAAGUUGCGUACUAAUUACCAAACGUACAGCUGAUAAUGACAUAUAUAUACAAUAUAUAGAAUAGAACAGUAACUAGCUAGCUAGCCAGGGGCGAAGGCAUAAGCAAGAAAUUCCUUUUGGUUUUCGCUAUGAAAAAUGAUAUUCUUUGUUAAUUCUAGUAUAUGUUUAGAAGUUUUGUCCCACCCCCAACCAACUUCUGAAUUUUAACUGCAUGCGUUGAUUACAAAGUUGGGGAAGAAUUCAAUCCCUUUCUUUGUUUCUUCCUCACUGGUCUUUGCCAAACUAACCUGCAACCUAGCUCUACAUUUUCUUUCUACAUAUUGGUGGAGGUCAAAUGAAUUGGAUUCAUAAAUUUGUGAAUUGAAUUGGUGGAUUAUGAGUUCAUUGAUUGGAUCAAAUGGACACAUGAAUUCUUGGACCAUACAAAAUGGGCUGGUGAAUUGGAUUCAUGGAUAUCACUGACAGCCAAACCUUAGAUCAUUACAUAGAUUUUGAAAAGUUUUUGGGUACUAAAAUGCCAUUAUGAAAAAAAUUUGGUAGCAAAACGUAAUUUUUGAAUUAUAUGUGUUUAAAAAAUAAAAUUUACGUAUCAAAAUGUAAAAUAUAAAAAGUAAAGAUAGUAAAUAUAAUUUUCCAAAUAUUCAUUAAUCCAAUCCAUCAACCCAUCAACCCAAUUGGAUUUAGAUUAAAUGAAUUUGAUUAGUUGGAUUUUUAGUUGAUGAAUUGGAUUGGUGGAUUGGAUUCAAAUUGCCACCUCUAAGUAUGUCAAGUAUGGCAAAGUCUUAGGUGAAGAUAAGAGGCUCAACUUUAAUAAAGAAGUCACGUAGUAUCCCCUUGUCGUGACGUACCAAGCCGUCAGCUAGCUGGAUGCCGACUGGUGGUUUCUCCAUCUUGCUAGUCCCAAGUGCUUCGUAAGUAUUGACUGACAUGAAAUUGGGACUGGCUCUGAUAUCAAUAACAACAUCGGGUAUAUGGAGAUUGUGAAGCUUACAAGGAAUAACAAAUCUUCCUGAAUCUGAUAAUUUAUAGAGGGCCUUGACAUUCAUGUUCUUAGGGAUGUCAUUUGUUGUGAUUUGGGGGUGUAGGAUGGGAGGUUCUUCCUUAAUAAGACGUUAUUUCAUUG
Linum trigynum is the source of this 7470-nucleotide messenger RNA. NCBI's taxonomy places the organism in Eukaryota, Viridiplantae, Streptophyta, Magnoliopsida, Malpighiales, Linaceae. The record is from the annotation of a GenBank genome assembly.